AGGUUGUGAAAUGAAAGUAAGUGACAAGUGGUGAAAUAAUCUGUGCUUCUUGGCACUAAAGAAACUGUUAAGCCAUUGAGCUUUGUGUUGUGAAGUAACUUUAUUUUGUAUUGCUUUUUUAAAAAUAUAAGUUUGUUUAAUAAAAAUGACUUGUCGCAAUGCCUCUCACGCUGGUAGCUGGUAUACGGAAAAUGGUUCUGAACUAUCAAGACAGCUGGACCUGUGGCUGUCGAAGGCUGACCUCACUCAUGGACCAGCUAGGGCAAUAAUUGCGCCUCACGCCGGCUACUCCUACUGCGGCGCGUGCGCAGCUUUCGCCUAUAGACAAAUAAGUCCAGUUGUCGUUAAACGUAUUUUCAUCCUCGGCCCCUCCCACCACGUCCGGCUGGGGGGUUGCGCCCUGUCUUACAUGAAUAAAUACCAGACACCCCUCUACGACCUUACUAUUGACAAACAAAUUUACGCAGAGCUGGAAGCGACGAGACAAUUCGAGUGGAUGGACGCACAGACGGACGAAGACGAGCAUUCGAUCGAAAUGCACCUUCCUUAUAUAGCCAAAGUUAUGGAAGAAUAUAAAGAUGGAUUCACGAUCAUACCGAUUCUAGUUGGAUCGCUAACACCGAAGAAGGAAGCAAUGUAUGGAUCGAUCCUGGCUCCGUAUCUGGCGGACCCUCAGAACUUGAUUGUUAUAUCGUCCGACUUCUGUCACUGGGGUCCAAGGUUCAGAUACACGUGGCGUGAUCCCUCCAGGGGGCAGAUUCACCAGAGCAUCGAAUGGCUGGAUAGACAGGGUAUGGAUAUCAUAGAGAAAAUGGAUCCCCACGCCUUUACAGAUUAUCUAGUUAAAUAUGGCAACACUAUCUGCGGUAGACAUCCUAUUGGAAUUCUUUUACAGGCGAUAGCAAAACUACAGAACCAAUCCAACCCAUCGAUGUCACUAAAGUUCUUGAAGUACGCCCAGUCUUCCCAAUGUAUGAACAUGCAGGAUUCCUCGGUGUCGUACGCGAGCGCUUCGCUGGUAUUCGAGUAAAUGUACCGUUUUUUUUUAAAUUACUGACGGAUCGAUUUUAAUUUUACGUCCUAAAAGCUGUAUAUCCACAAAAGUUUGGUUUAAGUUUUUGUAAGUAACUUUGGUUGUAAACAAUCAAUUGUUUUGUUAUUUUUGUUUCUGAAGUUAAACAGUUGCAAACACUGAAAUAUCAGAGGAAAUGUAGCAAGUGUGUAGUAAUUGGGUUAGGUUUUUUUUGUGCAAUUUCAAUCAAGCAACAGAUUUUUGUUUUCCUUUUUUGUAAUUGAGGUGUAUUUGAUUUUUCUGGUAAUACAUAGAUAUGAGUAAUUGUUUUGCCAUAUGUAUAAAUUAAAAUAUAACGGAAGUAUCAGACAUUUGAUAAAAAAGCAAAAAUCAUUAUUUUUAAAAAGUUGCCGCAUUACAUAUAAAUAUAAUUUAGAGAGUGAUGAGAUAAACAAAGCCGUGUUUUUUUCUUUCGAAUGUCAAAUCAAUAAUGACAGAAAGAGAUGUCAUUGCUUAACAAGACACUCGCUAAAGGCAUUAUUUAUAAAAAAUAAUAAAGGCAGAUAAAUGAGCAAACUAGGAAAUUCCAUAGAAAACCAUAAUAAUUAUAAAAAUAUCUUAAGACUAAUGGCCAGAAAAUAUUAAGAAAUAUCCCAUCAAAAUAUCUCUUGCACCGGGAUUAUCUAAAUUGACUUCAUUUAAUCAAAUAAAAAAGUCCAUUUUUGAUACCCUUUAUGGCUCCCCCGGCUAACCUUACACUCAUGAUAUACGUCUAUCACCGUUUUGAGUAUAAAUUGUUGUCAUUAUUGUAUGUAGCGUCUAUAUAAUGCUUUUGAUUCUGUUUCAUACAAGUACGCUUCGAGUCACAAAGGUUGGUGACCCAGAAGAGGUAGACUACCAUUAUAUGUACCAUUUCUUCUGUCUGACCUUUGUGUAGUGAGAAAGGUUAUGCUAUUUUUUAUUAUCUGAUUACUCACAUGUAGGCAAUGUAGGUUACGUACAUAGGACACAAAACUGACAUUGCCUGUUGUGACAUGAAUAUAUCAGGUAUGUUGUUUUGUCUAAAAAACGAAUGUAAUCGUUUUAUUACUGAAUUAAAUUCAUUUUUAAAGAUGUAUCUCAGAAUCUAUAUCAUAUUUGAUGAUCCGGUUGGCGUUGUUGGUAGAUACUUGUGACAUUUGUUUGUAUAAAAAUGUCUGUUUGUCCUGAGUCUGGGUGUAAUAGGCAUGAUGACAGUAUUAAAGAAUUAAAAAAUAAACGACUUUAGAGAAGAAACUUAUUUUAAAAUGAUUCUAAAAAAUGAUCCCAUUUUUUAGAAUCAUUUUAAUCCCAUUCACAUUGAGAUCAAUAAGAUUUUUAAUAAAAUAAAAGUAUAAAAUUCUGCAAUCGGCCAUUUUAUUUGAAAUACCAGAGUGAAUGACGUCACGCCUCUGUAUCUAUCACCGUUUCUCUUGAACAGUUGUUGUGUUUACGCGUUUCAAAAUUAAUUUUGCAUAAUUUAAUUAGUUGAGUCGUUGUGUUCAUUCGUGUUUUUGUGAAGAAAAUAAAGCAUCCAAGAUCUAUCAAUGAUGGAACAAGGUUUUGUUAAUGCAAAUUCCUCUAAGUUUCCCAGGAUUUGUUGAUCUUAGGAGAUUUUCUUUCAUCAAAUAAAGACUUUUGCUCAUCUUCAUCCUUGUAAGUACAUUUUUAUUUAUCUUUGUUGUUAUCAUAGCUUUUUUUUCUGUUAGUAAUAUAGUAUUACUCGUUUAUGAAGAGCCCUCAUAUUGUAACCAGUAAGAACUUUUACUUUUAAGCAAUUUCUUUAAAAUGUUCUGUAACCAUACUUUCUUUUAAUUGCUUUUCACGUUCUUCAAGAACCGUCAUCUUUCGUUGCUUACUUAUAUAUGGUCGUUCUGCUUCUGUAGAUUGUUCUUCUAUCUGGUUGCUAUUCAAAUGUAUUUUUAAGAGGGACCGCACACCACUUGCAAACUUUGGAAUUCAUUUUUAACCUUAAAAAUACACAAUACUCUCUGCCUUUCUUCGUUAAGUAUAGACACGGUACAACAUUUACUGUCGUUUACUGAGGCGUGACGUCACCUGCAUGCGCCAUGACACCUGCGGGUGUUUUCGAGCGAAAAUUGAAAUAGGUAAAUGAAAAUGCAAUUAUUUGCGUAAACAGUUAGUUUAUUACUGAAAUAAAAUUAUUUUCAGUAAUAGUAGACGUUUACCUACAUUAUAGAAGGUUAUUUCAAGAUCAGUCAUCAUGCCUAUUAUCUAUACAAGUAUGUAUUUACAAAAGAAAAGUAGUAUAUGUAGUAUAUCAGUUGUCUGGUUUCCACAGUACGAGCUCUGCUUAGUUUGGGCCUUCAGAUGGCCUUGUGUGCAUAAUGUCCCAGGAUAUUAUUAUUAUUAUCACCCAAUAUUAAACUUUGAAAUACAUUUUCUAACAAAAUGUACAAUACAUAAAAGUUAUAUGUUUAUUUAUAUAAUAUUUAUAGUUAAUUUUAAUAAAAUUAUAAUUAGUCAUCCAUAAAUAUUAUUUAGCGGAUGAUUAGUUGAACGAUAGUGUGUCUUCUUCAUUCGAAUGUCAAAUCAAUAAUGACAGAGGGAGAUAUCAGUUUAACUAAGCACUCGCUACACAAUGUUUUUAAGUAUAUAUGCGUUUAAAAACAUUAUGCGAUAAUUAAAACUAUAUUUGUGUUCUAUUUUUUUUUUUUAUUAAAAGUAGAUAUUAAUUUUAAUAAAGAUUUGGCAUCUAUUAAAAUUAAAAUUUAGUGUUGGUAAAUGUAUGACAAUAUUUUUUUUUAAUAUUGUCAUAACAUCUAUAUCAGUAAAUAGAUGGGUUAACAAAAUAUUACUUAUUUUUAUAAAUAUAUAUUAUCUGUGCAAUAUCUUUAUAAUAUUCUUUUUUUACUUUUUUUUAUCUGUUAAUAAUUGCUAACGUUAUAAAGCAAAUUUGUUUUGUGAAAUAAAAAAAAAAUCAUAAACCGACUGACUCAAAAUACACUUUUUUCUACUUAUAUAAAAUACGAAGCUAAAUAAUUAAGAUAAUUCGUAAGAAAUUUAAUAAUAUAAGUACAUAAAUAUCAGGUUUAAACAUUGUAAUAAUUUUUUUUGUUAAAACAAUAUUAUUAAAAUUGUAGUCUUUUUCUAAGAGGUAGAAAAUUUUCCCGCCUUUUAAUCUGUCAGUGUUUUUUUUUUUAUUAAGUGAAACGUUCAAGAACUAAAUCGCUUCUGACAAAAUUAUUUUACUUCCAUCGCAUGUACUUAGUUGCUAUAAUUUUAAACCGCUUUUCAUCAAUGUUUAAAUAUUUGCACUUAAUAAAAUAUACCUCUGAGGUACAUAUAUGCUUUUAAUUUAAGAAUAGAUUAUUAUUUAUACUUACAUAUUUCAAAUGUUAAACUUAUAUUAGUUGAAAUUAACAUUUCGGUCUAGUUUUAAUAUUAGUUCUUAAGUUCUUUAAAAGGUUGUCAAAUAUAUUAAUUAUAAUGAUAUAUUUAAUAUUAAUGAAUUAAUUAAUCCGACUAUAAAAUCAAUAUUAAGUAUAGAUGCUCAAAAAAUGUUUUCCGACAUGGCGGCCGCCGCCAUCUUGAAUCUUUGGUGACGUUAUUAUACUAUUUGUCAAAUGCAAUCGCAGUAGUUAUUUUAUUGGAUUAUGUCUUGUCUGUUACAAUUAAAAAGGAGAAAGAUAAACAAGUCUCAGAUUUACAUAUUUCAUGCGAUUUGCUAAUAAAUCUUCUAUAUUACGCACUACAAACAGUUCUCGAUUAUUAUAUAUUUAUUUAUAAUACAACACUUACAAUUAACUACUUUCAUGUCACUUUAAUUUUACUUCAAAAGUUUCGACAACUGCACCGAUUCAAAACGCCAUUCAAGAAUCAAUAACAAACCACAUAUAAUUAAAUCUCGACCAAUGUCAUGUCAAUUGUCAAUUUUUUUAUUUGUCUUUUCACUUCCUGCCAUUGAAAUAAGACUUUUAUUAAACUUCGAAGACAAUUUGCUUCAACUUUCAAUACUAUCAUGAUUGCGAUUGUUCUAUAUAAUUUUUUAAUUUACAAUAAUACGUAUUUUGUAGCGUAGUCGGAUAGUAAUCUCGUAUUGGAACAAAACUAAUAAUAGUAUUCCGGCUUUCGAUAGUGUUCAAAUAAAUUGAUCGUUACCAGAUAUAAAGCGAUGGCCACACAUGCGAGAUUUUAAAAUUUUUGUUAAACACAAAGUUUGGCAGUAGACGCGAUGAGUGGGUGGACUCUACUCAGGCGCGCUUGCGCAAAGGCCCUAACACUAAAAGUCAUUGGAAUCAAUUAUAAAACAAUUUGACAUUAUUCUAUCUAUUAUCUCUUUCACACCCGUUGUGUUGAUAAGGAUAGCUAGUUUUAUAAAUAUCAAUAACAAUUUCAGCACUAUCGUUUGUUGUUUAUGUGAAUUCGAAAUUCGGUCUCAAUUAGCAUUUAAAAAAAUUUCUAAAUAAAUAUUUAAGUUGCUA
Messenger RNA from Nymphalis io (European peacock), 5475 nucleotides. RefSeq names its product protein MEMO1. The record is from RefSeq and is a predicted model, not a curated record. Lineage: Eukaryota; Metazoa; Arthropoda; Insecta; Lepidoptera; Nymphalidae. Bases 146 to 1030 code for a protein of 294 amino acids. The transcript has 9 exons.